AUGGCCUAUACGGGGUCCAACGGGCUCAACGCCGCGUCGUUUGCCAUGGCGCAAGGCGACGUGGCCUCCAUGUCUAGCUACUUCCCACCCUCGGAAGAUUUUUUUGAUGAGGGCGCACUCUCAUUCCUCGUAUGGGUCUCUAACCCUACAAUGCGAAUGUGCACCGCCCUCACUCACAGGAACAAUAUCACCGCCAAGCCGAAUCAAUUGGACUUCAACCGCUUGAUGGGUGGCCUUGAGGCUUUGCAACGAGCUGCCAGCACUGCUUUCCCCUCUGGUACAGACAUUCCCGUGCCUGACAUUUCCAAGGGCAAAGUCAAACGUGAACCCGCCGAGGCUGUGGGCCACCCUGCUGCUAAAUCAGCACACCUGGCUAUGGGCCACCCUCUGGGUUCAGACGAUCGGCUACCGCAGAAGCGGUCCACCAUGGCCCGCGGCGUGCAACGAGGCGUUGAAGCCACCAAUGCUUCACGAAAACUGUGUGCCAUUUGGCUCAACUCGGACGACAUCAACCAGUGCCGUUUUGCCGUGAAAAACGAUGAAAAGGCCGACAAUCGUAUCCUGUCCAACGUUCAAUCCCAGGGCUACGUCGAGUACAAGGCACGGUAUUGUAAGAAGCGGGGCCAAUCGAGUGGCUAUGGAAGCUUUCAUGUGGCCUUUUUGCCGGUGGAGCGAGCCAUUUAUCCUCUGCAGCGCCUGGGCGCAGAGGAGUCGCAGCAUAUUCCGGCACCGGUAGACGAUGCCGUUCUUUACGACGACCAAGUCAAUGUGGAAAACUUUGAGCGCGUCAUUAUCACGGUCCGGCUUUAUCAAAGUUACCGUGGCAGCUAUCCCACGCGUGUGUAUCGGUUUAGCGAGGACGAAGAAUACCAGCAGCUCUUUGUGUCCGGCUGGCAAGACGCCACUAUGAUGGUGCGCAACGGCAUUGACGGCAUUACAGUUGAAGCUGACGAGAGUGGUGAUUGCAUCCACUACAUCGUGCACAAGCGCAGCUUGUUGGAGCAGUUCAACUCGGAGAAGGGCAUCCAUUUUCCCUGUCCCAUCCCUGCCUCCCCCGAAAAAAUGAACGACAUUGGCAUGCUGCGCAUGCAAGUCUCCGUUACCUUUUACCUGCGCGACUCAACCCCCUCGCCCGAUGCGCGAUUCGUGCAGCAAGGGCUUGAAAUGAACGUGUGGUUGCGCAUCAAAAUUGUCCAGCAGCUGUCGGGGCGCAAAAAGCGCUAUGCUUUCAUGCGCUUGGACGACGAUGAUGAGUAUGACGAUGCGACGCCCUUGGCUUGCCUUCCACCCCGUCCUUUGGUCAAGCCCAUUGACAUGGACGGUGGCAGUUUUGUCCGGUAUACCGUUGGGUCCGAGGGUAUUCGGGGUAAUUCGGUCGUGCACAUGUUGCGUAGUAUUGCCGAUACUGCGGCCAAGACCAUUAUCGAGGAGCAGGCCCUGGGCGAGGACCGCGCCGCCAGCUCCACGGCACUCCAUGCCGCCUGCGCAGAGGGAGACAUUGGCAUUACAUUUAUGCUCUUGCAAUCGCAGCCGACCCUCAUCCACGCCCUGGAUGAGCAUGGCAACACCCCCAUGCAUUGUGCGGCUCGCCACGGUCACAUGCCAAUCGUCACUUUGCUCUUUGAUUCGGGAGCUCGGGUCGAGUGUGUCAACGCUGCUGGCGAGGUGCCCUACGACGUCGCGUCCACCAGCACCGUUCGUGACUACCUCUUGCAGCAGGUGCAGAAGGAGCGUACGCAUGGCUGCAGUAGCCUUUUGCGUGCGGCAGCCACGGGCUGCUGGGACUCGCUCUGUUCGCUCAUCAAUGCGGGCCACGACGUCAACGGCGUCAAUGCCCAAGGCCACACGCCUCUGUUCUUGGCCGUCGAACACAACCAACCCAUCGCCGUGUACACUCUCCUGCAAGCUGGCGCUGACCCGCUUCGUCGGAAUCGCCACGGUCUCAACAGCAUUCACCUAGCAGCCAAGCGCGGUGAUCCGGAGACUCUGGUGAUCCUGUUGCACCACCGCCCCGACGCCACCAAUGAGCAAGCCGCCGAUGGCCGUACAGCCCUUCACUUUGCGGCCGAGCUCGACCACGUUCUGUGUGUUCAAAUAUUGCUCAGCUGCGGUUGCGACAUCACCGCCAUUGACAACAGUGGUGACACGGCCAUGGGUCUAGCCUCGCGCCGUAAAAACCCAGACGUGGAGUUGCUGCUGAUGACGCGUAGCCACCAGCAAAUGGACGAGCGCCGGGCUUCGCAACUCUUCCGCAAGUGCCGCGAGGGUGGAAGCUUGCACAUUGCUGCUAUUCGUGGCGACGUUGCGCUCGCACGCAAGCUGCUGCAGGAAGGUGCUGACCUCAAGCUUCGCGAUUCGCGGGGAAAUACGGCGCUCCAUCAUGCUGCGCGCAAUGGCCGCUUCCUGGUCCUGGACGAGCUCCUCAAUGAAGCCUCUCGGAUCAACGAAGCCACGAACCUGGUCCAUGCUCAAGUGGACGACGGGCGCAAUGCCUUGCACUUGGCUUGCAACAAGGACUCGAUCAGCAGUGCCAUUGUGCUACUGUCUCGGAAGCUGGGCGAUUUGCAUGCCAGUGCGAAGAAUGGUGACACGGCCUUGCAUUCGGCUGCCCGCAAUGGCCAAGUUUGUGUUGCCGCGCUGCUGCUGCUGGGUGGACUGGACCCUCGGACAGCGAACAUGACUGGCAUGACGGCACACCAAAUUGCCUUGGCGGCCCGCCACCCCUCAACCGCUCAGGUCCUCUCUGCAAACACCCGUCAGCUGCAGGAGCUAUCCAAGAUGCUGGCCAACCCGCCAAACUUCCCGGUCGAGACCUCCUUGGAACGAGCUGUGGACCACAACUUGUGCAUUCAUUGGAGUGAUCUUGGCAACCUCCUGAGUCGAAUGUGGCACGCAACGCACAACGCAUGUGUGGUCCUACGCUCCUUUCGUGCCGCGGCCAACGCUUCGGGUCAACGCCGCGGCAGCAAUGUCAAUGGACAACGACACGCCCGGUAG
Monosiga brevicollis MX1 is the source of this 2997-nucleotide messenger RNA. RefSeq lists its product as uncharacterized. Gene Ontology annotation, molecular function: protein binding; ubiquitin-protein transferase activity. The transcript is spliced from 10 exons. Gene Ontology annotation, biological process: protein ubiquitination. Bases 1 to 2997 code for a protein of 998 amino acids. The record is from RefSeq and is a predicted model, not a curated record. Gene Ontology annotation, cellular component: cytoplasm. NCBI's taxonomy places the organism in Eukaryota, Choanoflagellata, Craspedida, Salpingoecidae.